Brenthis ino (lesser marbled fritillary) is the source of this 681-nucleotide messenger RNA. NCBI's taxonomy places the organism in Eukaryota, Metazoa, Arthropoda, Insecta, Lepidoptera, Nymphalidae. The record is from the annotation of a GenBank genome assembly.
AUGGACUCGCAAAUGAUAGAAAUAUUGGCAAUUUUUAUUAGUACUUUAACAGUUUUAUCAUGUUUAUUUUUAAAAGUGCCACAAAUUAUCUAUAUUAAGAAAAAGCAAUCUGCUGAAGGAAUAUACAUACAAGCAAUGCUGAUGGAAAUCACUGGGUUUACCAUAACAACACUCUACAACUAUACUAAUCAGUACAGUGUAAUGACAUAUUUGGAAUAUCCCAUAAUUUUACUGCAAAUUUAUGUACUAUUGUACUAUGUGUUAAAAUUCAGAGGAUUUAUAUAUGCACCAAUUGUGCUGGUGACAACAGUGGCUUACUUUACAACCACUCUUGGAUUUGCUUUUGGAUUAUUUCCAAAAGAUAUACUUUUAUAUCUUGUGCCUUUUUGUACACCUUUGAGUGGAUCCGCUAAAGUUACAUAUAUGUAUGGAAUUAUAAAAGCAGCGAAUGCAGAUGCAGUGUCCCUUACAACUUGGAUAAUUUCUGUCUUAACAAAUUUAUCUCGACUUUUUACCGUGUACGUCGAUUCAGGAGACAAAACCCUCAUGAUCAACUUCUUGGUGUCGACACUGUUGAGCUCCGGGGUACUGUUCUCUGCAUUGUAUUAUCAAAUGUAUCCUACUAAGAAGAAAACUCAAAGGCAACGAAGUAGAUCUGCUAGCGUUCAUGUCCAUAAAGAC